Parnassius apollo (apollo) is the source of this 759-nucleotide messenger RNA. NCBI's taxonomy places the organism in Eukaryota, Metazoa, Arthropoda, Insecta, Lepidoptera, Papilionidae. The record is from the annotation of a GenBank genome assembly.
AUGUUGUACGGCGAACACGCUAAGGGAGGCAUCGAAUACAACCAUAUCCCAAAAACUGACUACACCACGACUGCGACAUACGCUGAUGAUACGGCGCUUCUGUCGGCUCAUAGCAACCCAGAAACGGCAUCAUCACAGCUGCAAAACCACCUGAUAGAAGUUGAGAGGUGGCUGAACCAUUGGAGAAUAAAAGCCAAUGAGAGCAAAUCGGUACAUGUAACGUUUACUCUUAGGAGAGAAACAUGUCCACCGGUAACGCUAAACUGCAAAGUUAUCCCUCAAGAAAAUAACGCAAAAUACUUGGGCAUGUACCUAGACAGGAAACUUACAUGGCAAAAACACAUUUGGACAAAGCGCAAACGACUAGAUGGAAAACUGCGGACACUGAACUGGUUACUGGGACGCAAAUCACAACUAAAUCCUAACAGCAAGAUGCUAGUGUACAAAACCACCAUAAAACCAAUCUGGACUUACGGGAUACAACUGUGGGGAACGUCCAGCAAUAGUAAUAUAGAUAUCUUGGAGAGAUUCCAGACCAAAGCUCUGAGAACAAUGUUUGGCAUCCCUCGUAGUAUAAGUAAUAGAUACAUAUACCUCGAGCUCGGCCUAAAAACAGUUCGACAGGAAGUAGCUCAAAACAGCCUGAAAUACCAGGAGAAGCUGACCGCCCAUGUAAACAAACUGGCACACGCUCUGAGCGGAGAAGGCGCUCUUCAGCAUACCCGGCUAAAAAGCCUACAUAAAAGAUUUACCACCUGA